Molecule: messenger RNA, 2378 nt
Organism: Diachasma alloeum
Lineage: Eukaryota; Metazoa; Arthropoda; Insecta; Hymenoptera; Braconidae
Gene: f
Product: ras-associated and pleckstrin homology domains-containing protein 1
Exons: 11
Coding region: 10-2103 (697 amino acids)
Biological process (GO): actin filament bundle assembly
Cellular component (GO): cytoplasm
Molecular function (GO): actin filament binding
Source: RefSeq, a predicted model, not a curated record
UCGUAAGAAAUGGCGCGAGAUCGUUUAGGAUCAGAUUACUUAGAGAGUAUGAGCGACGCUACAACCUGCACCUGUACAACAACAUCUCUAGACAAGUGUUCCCUACGGAGCUGCACAAUGUUCCACGAGCCAUUCUUCCUCCACCCCCCGACGUCCCGACCCCGCGACGGUAUCUACAUAAAUCCAAUGAACCCCUUCAUCUCGGAAUCUCCAAAGCCAAAGGAUUCCGAAUCCUUCUACCUCCACAGCCCCCACGACCUCGUCUACACCAGGAUAACCCGGCUCUUCUGCGAGAACAUGGACAAGUCAAGGAAUAUGGAGCGCAAUGGUAUCGAGAGGAAGGACGAGACUCUAACCGUGAAAGUGGACGUACACAUCAAUAAUGGAAGUUUCAAGACCCUGAGCAACGGUAACUCGAUAAAGUCGGACAUAAUCAAGGACACGGAUCAUGCUUAUGAGCAGAUCUGCAUCAGGCCGGAAGAGACGGAGAGUGUUAAGUCGAUUGGAAAUAAAAAAAUUCACGACGACGUUAAUGGAAGCGGCCGUUCAAGAACGAGCGAACGAAGAUUCAGUAGAUCGAGCAGCGGUAGUGAAUCAUCCCAACUGAGCAGUGAAAUCCACUAUUCGUCAGCGACGUCAACCCCCUCAUUAUCGCGCAACAGCAGUAAUGAGCGUCUAGGAAAAAUUCCAAAACCCCCAGAAUUACCAGAUAGGAAUAGCUCGACGCCAGAAGGUGAAAAGACUUCGAAACCACCGACAAAUGGUCCCAGCAUCGUGAAUACACCGCCACCACCGCCGCCGCCGCCACCUCCAGACACCGAUGAUUCCUCAAAACCCAAUGACAUGAACGAGAAAAAAGACACCAAGGAUACCAAGAGCGAGAGUGAAAGCACCCCUUCAGCGACCAACAAGUCCGACUUAUCCUGCGAAGAGGCGCAUCAGUGUCUACCACAGGCGGAAUUUGUAGCUGCGGUUAGUGCCUCGUGUACAGAGACUGAGAAUAUCAAGCAGUGCCAGGUGACACACCUGGUCCAUAAGCACAUGGUGUUGCCAUUUAUACCACCGAAAUUCAACAAUGCAGCGGAUUCAAAUACAUUGCUCAAGCCAUCCGAGUAUUUGAAGAGUAUCUGCAAAGCUCCGGGGAAAAAUACAUUGUCAAAAGCACGAUCAGUCGACAAUUUGGACAUUCAAACACGAACAGACGAGGAGGAGGUGGUGCAGUGUCCAGAGGUGAAUCCACCACCACCAGGGCCACCUCCACCCCCCCUUCCCCCCCUCUUAAUAACAAAGGACACAUCAGCACUAGUGUCAUCAUCGUCAGCAGUAGCGAAUAAUCACGAGCCACCAGAGACCCCGAGGACACCCCAGCCCUUGGCAACAAUCAGCAUCCAGGAUUUAACGAGUGUGCAACUCCGCCGUACCAACAUCAAGAUGAAUGCAACAAAGACAUUCUCAGCCCCACCACCUCGCAGUGUCUCCAUGACCAAUGUGUCAGAACCAUUUUUCGUCCAGAAAACUGAUCUCAUAGCCGAGCUCAAACUUGCUAAAGACAUACCUGGAAUUAAAAAAUUCAAAGUGGAGAUGGCCAAAGUGGAGAAGAAACAGGAGCAAAAUCUCAUAUCAGAAAUUAGCAAAAGCUUCAGUGUCUCUAAUUUCGUUGACCAAAUCCCAGAGAGAGACAGCGCUGGAAACAUAAUUCCCAUUUGGAAGCGACAAAUGUUGGCUAGAAAAGCAGCAGAUCGUGCGAAGAAAGAGCUAGAGGAGCAGAUAGCCCGGGAGAACGAGGAGAAACGACAAAAAGCCAUUCCCCCAUGGAAGAGGCAGUUGCUGGCGAAAAAAGAUAACUGCGAAGACAAAGAAAAAAAAUCAACAGUACCGUUGCCUCCUACUCCACUGGCGCCAGCACCCCCACCAGUUAAAAUCGACUUAGUACCUGUUCAAAAAAGGGAUGCCCCUGCCGCAACAAGGCCGAAGGAAGUGAAAGUGGAAGAAGAAAGAAAACCAGUACCUACCAGGGACAAUGAUUCCGACGACGAUGCCCCAAUUAUUCCUUGGCGUGCACAAUUGCGAAAAACAAACAGCAAAUUGAAUAUUCUCGACUGAUUAAUUAACCGAUGACAUCAGUAUAAAUCUCUCCCCCCUCCCCCUCCCCCUCACCCCCAAAAAUCGACAGAACAACGGAAUAAAACAUUGUGCUACUGCUUUACAUUUAUAUGAAAGACCAUUCAAGAGCAGAGUAUUUUCACAAUUGUGUUUGAUCACUCGAUUGAGCACACAAUAUCCCAAUGUAAUCCAUUCAUAUAAGUAUAUGGACAUAAUCGACAGGCAAUACUAUUAAGAUCCAUCACCAAUGUAAAUAAAAUGUCAGUUUACAAUUA